This is a messenger RNA of Clupea harengus (Atlantic herring), 2548 nucleotides long. RefSeq names its product arkadia (RNF111) C-terminal like ring finger ubiquitin ligase 2Cb (gene ark2cb). Gene Ontology annotation, molecular function: ubiquitin protein ligase activity; zinc ion binding. The record is from RefSeq and is a predicted model, not a curated record. Gene Ontology annotation, cellular component: nucleus. Lineage: Eukaryota; Metazoa; Chordata; Actinopteri; Clupeiformes; Clupeidae.
AUGAUCAGCCUGAAUGUAACGUUAGGGACUAGAACGGGUCGUCUUCUUGAGCCAUCUGUUUACAGGCUGUUGCAUCAAGAGAAGAAAUCAAGGAUGGUUUUAGUGCAUGUUGGAUAUCUGGUUCUUCCCGUUUUUGGCUCAGUAAGAAAUAGAGGAUCCCAUUUUAACAGGCAUCAGCAGAGCCAUGCUACCUCUUGCCGGCAUUUCCACUUAGGCCCACAGGCUCAGAUUCCCCUUGAUUUUCCCAUGCCCCACCCAGGACAGUCUCAGCCAGGCCUGGCCCCCCACCUGGCCCCCGGUCCCCACCAGCAGUCCCCGCAGCUCCAUGCGCCUCUGAACCCCCUCCCCCCGCCCCCGCCUCCUCAGUUCCAAGAGCUCCAAGGACCCCCCUUCCUACCUCAGGCCUUACACCAGCAAUACCUCAUCCAGCAGCAGCUUCUGGAGGCCCAGCAGCGCCGGAUCCUCCCCCACACCAGGCACGCCCAGGAGAGAGCACCGCACCACCCCCAGCCUCUGCGGACAGGGUACGACUACACACCAUCCUUGCACGUCCCGCAGCCAAUGACCCAGCAGCCUCGCUACCUGGCCGAGGGAACAGACUGGGACCUGAGUGUGGACACCAGCCUCUCUGCCCAUCAGUACCACAUCCCGCCCCUGCCCCAGCCCUACCAGCACUAUCUCACCUCGCCCCGCCUCCACCACUUCCCCAGGAACACCUCCUCCGCCCAAGUGGUUGUUCAUGAAAUCAGAAACUACCCGUACCCACAGCUCCACCUGCUGGCCCUGCAGAGCCUGAACCCCUCACGGCAUGCCUCCGCUGUGCGGGAGAGCUACGAGGAGCUUCUACAGCUGGAGGAUAGGCUGGGUAGUGUGAACAGAGGCGCUGUACAGACCACCAUCGAGAGGUUUACAUUUCCUCACAAAUACAAAAAGAGAAGACCACAGGAGCUGAAACUAGGAUUUGAUGAAGAAGAGCUGGAAACAGAUGAAAAAUGCACAAUAUGUCUGUCGAUGAUGGAGGACGGAGAGGAUGUCAGGAGAUUACCCUGCAUGCAUCUCUUCCACCAGGCCUGUGUGGACCAGUGGCUGGUCACCAGUAAAAAGUGCCCUAUCUGCAGGGUGGACAUUGAGACCCAGCUGACGCCUGACAGCUGAUGUCUUGUGUAGCUUUCUGUCUGCCGGCCCUGUCCCCCCGUUCUGUUCUUUCUUCCUCUCUGGGUGCUUCGCCAAAACCCUCACCAUCCUCCUCCUCCUCACCUCCUCCUCCUCCUCCUCUCCGAUCUUGCCUUCUGAGCCAGCUGAAGACUAUAGGUGGGGAGGAGCAACGUGUUCCGUCGGAAACCAUUAGUUUGAAGAAGAAGGGGGAAAAAAAAGGAAAAGAAAAGAAAGGAUGGACAGCAUGGAAAGAAGAGAGAAUCGAUCUGCAUGACGUCAAAGUCGGAUAUAGGAAUCUGUCAAGUUGCCCAAGGGUUUGUGUUCUAUUUAGUCAACCAGAGAUUACAGUGCCAUUGGUCCAAAUGUCCCAGCAUGCAUCUGUAGUGUUGUCAGAAUUGUACAGUGCAUAUACCUCCCAAUUUCUCCCAGGCUGUUCCUCUCAGAAGAGAACCAAAAGCUGUAGCUCUCUCUCUCUCUCUCUCUCUCUCUCUCUCUCUCUCUCUUUUCUCUUGCACUCUAUAUAUCUUUUUUUAAAUGUUAACUGUUAAACCAACAUGACACAUUUGCAAUGCUGCUAUUAUUUUGGAAUCUAGAAAUCAUUUCUCCAAGUGUUGCAUUUGCUUGUGGUGACUGGGAGUAGAGCCUACAUGUUUCUAAUUUGAUGUAGAUGUACUGUGCGUCGUGGAACCGAGAGGAACAGGAGGACACUAGGGAACAUUCAGGAGAUGCUUGGUGAUUUUUACGUUUCGAUAUCAUUUCUAAAGUCAUUUAGAUUUUUUUUUUUUUUUUUUUUUUUUUUGUCUGUUCGGGGAGAUGAUGGAUUCAUGUAACGGUGUCCAUGGCGACCAGACAUAGAGCUGAGGCGAGCCAACCUGUCUUUAGUGCUUGUGCAAAGACUCCAAACGCAUGCAUAGUAGGAGGUCAGGGCGUCGUGUCGUGAAUGUGAAAGGAGGGGUGGUUCUUAGUGGUCGCGUCAGAAAGGUUUGAAAAUCCUCCUUCCAAAAAUAAUAGAAAAAAAAAAACAAAUAAAAAAAAAAAAAACAACAAAACACAAAUAAGCAAAAAGCAUAAUGAAAUGUUGAAUAACAUUCAAUCACUGUUUCUGGGUGGGUGACGGGAUACGUAGACGGAGGAGUGCGUCCGUGUUUGUAGCGAGAACAAACCCAUGAGUGUUAAAUCCCUUUUUGUGAUUGACCAUACCUUGUUGCCUAGAGGACAAGCACAUGUGAUUUUAACAUAGCAACAACCUACUUCACCUGUAUGCGUUAGCACUGUCAGCGUCUGGUAUUGCUUGAACCUUUGUGUAGACCAUUAGCAGUGGAAACAGGUCCCAUCUGUGUGCAUGACAGUUGUGCGUGCCGUUCUUGAAGUAGAUUUAAAGUUUAAAAAAAGG